AAGGGUCUCCUAUGGCUUGGUUGUUCAGCAGGCUUUAGUGCAUUCAUAAGGGAUCAUCUAGACAACUGCGAUACGUACUCGGCCAUGAUUGCUUUUGAUCGUUUUUCUGAGUUUUUGGUCGGACAUUUUAAUUACCAACUGAGUAUAUACACCGAAAAAGUGUCUUCAAGUGCUUGGAUGUAACGUUAGAUGUCUAACUGCAGUUAUGUAGCCGUGUGGUGAAUGGAGGUCACAGCUUCAUCAUGGCUAGAAAGCGAAGAAGGCUCGCAAAAGCAAAACAGCAGAGGGGAACCACUCACAUGACAACAAGCGGGCAAGAAAUCAACAUGGGCUCAAACGUCACAAUUGUACCAAGGAAAACGACUGAUGAGCACCCAAUGGAGUUCCAUCAUUCGACCCUGUCUUUCUCGCCCUCUGGAAUCGUCUCCUCCAUUAAAAACCUUAUAUGGUCUGCCCCUGUGAAGUCAGACAUCGCAUGUAAGAGGAAGCGAGAUGCAACUGAAGAUAACACCUUUAUCUCCUCAACGCCCAUGUCCAAACCCAAGAGGACCAAGACAGAGCCCACUAUGGUGGUCGAUGAAUGUAACAACAAUACAAUACCGAAGAAUGCGAUGGCAGCUAAGUCUGUAACUUCAGCGGAUUUUGAUAGUCCGCCUCGGACCACACUCCUUGGAACUAUUUUCAGUCCUGUCUACCAGUUCCUCUGCAAUGGCUUGACUGCUGAAAACAAGGAAAACCUACCCAAAGUGGCAGAGAGGCUAGACAUGGACUCUGUGCCCGCUGACUCCAUCUGUCAAGAGGCAGCCGUUCCUAACGUCCCAGAGAACGAUGUCACCACAACGAGUGCCGAGUUACCACCUGGCUUAGCCUCAACAGCAGAGGGCAGCACACAUGCUGAAGAAGAGAAAGAAGAAGACGAGGAGGAGGAGGAGGAAGAAGGGGAGGACAUUGAAGUUGAAGAUGAGCAUGAUAAGAUGAUUACAGAUUCCAAUCACAAUGAGGUGACGCAAUGCUCCUUAUCGGCCUGCAACACCUACGUGGAAGAAGAUGACUCUCUGGACUCGGACUACUCACUUGAAGAAUGGGAGACGUUUGAUCCGUAUUACUUUAUCAAGCAGCUGCCUCCAGUCUCUGAGGAGGUGAUGAAUCGUCAGCCAGCCCUCCCUCUGAAAACAAGGAGAGCACCUGAAUACUCACUGGUUCUGGAUCUGGAUGAGACACUUGUUCACUGCAGUCUGGCUGAGAUGGAGAACUGCACCAUGUCAUUUCCAGUUGUCUUUCAAGAUGUCACUUACCAGGUGUACGUUCGGACAAGACCUUUCUUUCAUGAGUUUUUGGAGAGGAUGUCUAAGCUGUAUGAGAUCAUUCUCUUUACGGCCUCCAAGAAAGUGUACGCAGAUAAACUCUUGAAUCUCCUCGAUCCCAAGAAGAAACUGGUCAGGCAUCGGCUGUUCAGAGAGCACUGCAUCUGUGUCCAGGGGAACUACAUCAAAGAUCUGAACAUCUUAGGAAGAGACUUGACGAAGACGGUGAUUAUUGAUAACUCACCGCAGGCAUUCGGAUAUCAGCUAGAGAAUGGAAUCCCAAUAGAGAGUUGGUUUGCUGACGAUAAUGACGUUGAACUUCUCAAACUCGUCCCGUUUCUGGAGAGUUUGGUAUCGAUGAAUGAGGAUGUCCGCCCUCACGUCCGAGAGAAGUUCCGACUUCAUGAAUUGCUACCCCCAGACUAAUCAGACCUGGCUUCCCCCACCAGAUAGCUUGUACAGAAAUAUGUGUUCUAGACAAAAUGAAAUUUUACGAAGAAAACAAAACAAAAAAUAAAAACCUUUAAAAAAAAAAUUAACAUAAUAAAACAACCACGGUGUUGAUUAGGAAGAAAAUUUUUACUUUUUUUAAUCGGACGGGAGAGAAGAAUAGAGUAAUAACCGAGUGAUGUAAAGAUUUCAGAUAAACAGAGACCGUGUUAUUCUUGUAUGGAGUGACCCUCGUGUGGGGCACAUUUUUUCUGUGAGUUCUUAACCACGUUUCUAGAUUUUAGAGGAAAAAACUAUUAUAGGCUUUUUAACGUUGUGUAAAGUUUAUGCUGUUGUAAAUAAUUACAUAGAUUCUUAUCUUUGACGCCCAGUAGUCGGACACUUCUAGUUGUUGGGAUUUUUAGGUGGAAGUUUUAGUUAUUUUUUAGAGGUGAGUUAUCACCGCAUAAUCCGAGUCCAAAUUCAGAUGAGGAAUAGUCCAACUCAAAUUGUUGAAGGUAUUAGCUGCGUUAGGCAAUGAUGCAUCUCAAAAUGGUUUGUUUGUUGUUAGGGUUUGACUUCGAAAACGUAUUCCUUCCAAUCAUGGUAAGUAACCGGAAUGAGAUUUAUUUGUUGUUGUUUUGUAAUGAUUUCAGGAUUUUUGUCAUUGAUCUCUCUGCUCGUGCAGAAUUUCUUGAAAGAGGAAAUGUUGUCAGACCGGAGAUGAAAGACUUUGGCCUUAUUAUGACCAGACCUUCAGAUAUCUUUAUUAAAAUUAUGUAGAGAGUCUGCAAACCUCUUUAAAAAUUAAACAACCGACAAUUCCGUUUGCUUUACCUCUGAAUCAAGUGUAGACUUUCCUCAAAUUUUCAGGAUUUUUUUAUAUUUUUUUUUGUCUUUUUUUUAAUCUAAUGCCCUGCAGCCGAUUUCAUGAAACGCUAGGAUUAACCCUAAUUCGGGUUAACGGAACUGAACACGCACUAAGUCCUAAGAUUAAUCCUAAGUCAGGAAGAAAUUGGUGAAAUUGGCGGCUGGUGAAAUGAAUCUAAUUGCAACCAGCUUGUUUUCCACUCAGUGUGAAAAUAAAUGGCAGGAAUUGUUUUGGAAUCAAUUUCAAUAUUGGUAGGAAAUCAUUUAGAAACAUUGUUCGCUAUUUUGCUGUGGCGAUCUCGACUGGCGUGUGGCAUGGUGUACCCCCUGCCCCUCCUAUUGUGUCUUCAUUAUGCUCCAGGUGUCUUAAGAAUUCUGUAGAGGAUUUAAGGGGAUACGUCUGAACAAGAGGAUAAGAGUGUCUUAAAGUAUGGGAACAUGGGGGGGGGGGGGGGGACAUCCUCUGCAACAUAUAGGGCAUGGUAUAUUGAAUGGAAUGUUUGAAGUUCCUGUGACUCUUUUUGCUCAGAAUGUACACAUUUUAAGAGGGGAGAAGCUCCAACAUAUCAUCAGUAGACCCCAGAAUGUUUUCAGGAACGCCAUCGUGGCAUGCAAUCAUUUUUAGUCAUUUUUAAAAUACCUCAUAGUUUAGACAAAAGCUAAGGCUGUUGUGUCACAAAGGAAAGGUCCAUCCUUGAUCAGACUACUGGUCUUGCUCCCUGGGUGCAAUAGCAAUAAUAAAUGCUGAUUCUCAUCUAUCCAAUAUGGAGCCAGAUUAAACUGCUCUUCCUGUCAGGGUUUCUACCAGAGGAAAACGAGAUUGGUUGCUCUAUGAUAAAAGGGUUGUUUUAAAUUAAAAAAAAUUAAAAAAAAAUCAUUCCAUUUAAUUUGUCCGGCUUUAGCUGCGUGAUCAUAAUUCAGGGAAUUUUGCAGGAGGAAACAGUUUUAGCUGAUUCAAACAAGCAUCUUGUAUUCUUGUUUCUUCAAAAAAGGAAAUUCAGAGAAGGAUUGGGUUUUUAAAACAAAGUGUCAUUUUUAAUUGUAACAAAGUCUAAAUUCCAGUAUUUUAAACAAAGAGUGACCAAAAUAGUAGAGGUUUUUUAGGUCAUUGCUGGUGAACUCUCUUAUGUAUUCUUAAUUUGGAACUGAGCAUUUUGGUUUUGUGUUCGAGAGUUUGGAACGGGCAAGUCUAGAGUGUGAUUCGAACAAAUAUUGUUUGAGUAACAAGCCACUACCCCCACCCCCCCUCCCCCCAAAAAGGGUCAGAUUUUAAAAAGAAAACUGUUUGUUUUUUACUUUAAUAUGCUUAACACUUGUGGUGAACCAGGGCCCAAUUUCAUAGAGCUGCUUAACGGCAGAUUUUGUGCUAGCUGAGUGAGUUUCCAUUGUAACUAAUUUUAAAGCUUGCCGUCAAACAAUGUAUUUCGAAAUAAAUUUAGGAAAUUUCAAGAGAUUUUAAAAUUAUUUUUAAUGCAAAAUUUGCAACUCAGGUAUUUCUUCGGAAAACUCUUGAGGUUAUUGUAAUGGAGCUGUUGGGCACAAAGUUGCUAAGUGCAGAUAAAUCUUAAGCAGAAGCUGUUACCAACCGCGUUUUGAAUUCAAUACAUCCGAUAAAAACAUGUACGGCAAAUAUUGGGUAUUGAAACAGUUUGGAACCAGUGGUUAGUAAUUUAAUUUGAUGUGUUUCGAAUCGAAGUUAAGUUGAAUUUGUUUAUUUGUUUUUUUUAUUAUCAAUUUUUUUAACCUUCCAAAAUAAGCAGCUGGUCAACUUGUUUAAAGUCGUUUAUGAAAUCUACGUUUUUCUGGGACCUUUCUUUUAAUGUUUAAGAAUGAUUCAAGUUACGAACAGGAUGGCGACUCAAGUUGAGCUGAGCACUCGUAUGCAAUUUGUAAUGAACAGGAAUUUUUAUAAAAAGAUAAUCACUUGAGGUGUGCAUGGAGACGUUACAGUUUUAAUUUCCAUGUGGGACCAUCUUAGUUUUUCACUUGUCAUAAAGGUAAAGCCCGGUUCAUACUUAGUGCGAAUGCGAAGCGAAUGUUGACGUCACAGAUUCGCUACGAAUAAUUCGCCGCAGUUGAACUCUGCUCUACUCACUUGCGAAUAUCGCUGCGAAAGGAGGGUCGUGACGUCACACUCACGUCAAAUUCGUUUCGCAUUCGCAGGAAGUAUGAACCGGGCUUUAUGUUGGUAUUGGUUCACACAGGGUUUGGUGGUUGCGGUUGCCUAUUUUGUUCACUCUGUUUAUCUAAGUGGUGCGUACACAAACUAGUCUUGUGUUACAUGAGAUUAGGCAUCACAUCUCAAACUGAUUUUCGUGAAUUUGUUGCCUCAAGUGUUUCUAGUGAGACUUAGCAAAUCGGAUGUAACGGCCAAAAGCUUUGCUGGUCGAACUGAGUACUCCAUAUUCAAUUUAGUAUUAAGACAUUUUAUGAGACUAGAAACACAAAGUCUAAACAUUUGAUUGGUAAGUUUGAUUUGAAGAGUUGAGUUGUUUUACGGAGUAGUGCUUACUCAAACCAGUUAUGUAUAGCUCAACACUUAGCCUACUUGAUCCAUAGUAUUUCACAUUGUUGGUCGAGUAGUUUAUACUCAAUUCAGUCUUGUGUGAGGACUAGUCAUACCAAAUCCAACAUCGUACACAGGUGUGGUAGCCGAGUUUGCAAAUGUUGUUCUCUGUUGGACUGAGUAAUGUAUACUCGAAUCAAGUAUGGAUUGAUCAAUACUUGGUUUACUUGGACAUCAAUGUACUACAACAUGGUAUGAGACUAUCUAGUUGUAACAAAUCCUACAUCAUUCACAUGGUGUGAAUAACAGGUGUGGUUGCUGAAUUUGCAAAUGUCAGACUCUGUUAAAACUAAGUAGUGCAUACUCGAACCAGUAAUGUAUUACUCAAAGCUUUGGGUGCUCGGUCCAAAAUAUUGAUCUUUAUAACAUACAAGUAUUAGCUUAUUAACAAAUCCAACAGGAGAGUCAUACAACAGAGUAGAAUCCUUGGCAGUAGUUCUUCCAAAUGCAACCAAUUUCAUACCUUACCUUAGAAAUAUAAUACUUUCCUUUCAUACUAGAAAUAAUAGCAAUUGAAGGUUACAUUACAGACAGGUGUUGAUUAUGGACAGUGCAUUUAAAAUGCAUGAAUAAGUGGAUUUAUGAUGGAGCACAUACAUUGUACGGGUUUCUGUGAUACGCAUCUUCUUUAUAUUAUAGUUGUAUAAAAGUGAAGUCUUUUACUUCUUGUAAAUACAUUCUGUAGGGGAGAUUUUAAAAAAGAAAAUUCUAAAAAAAUACAGCUGUUUUGGCCAUUAUUAUUAUUCCCUUGUAAGGUUGCUUUAUUUCCAAAGUGUAUAUUCCAAUGUUCCCUGUGGUGCAAGCUGAUCAAUCUAUGCCUUACAUGUGUCUGAGAUAAACUUCCUUUUUCGCAGGAAAAAAAGUUUGUAAUUUAAAAAUUCAUGACAAGAUAAGAAAAGAAUUUUGUGAGAUUUGUUUUUAAAUGUAACUUCCUUUUUCGCAGGAGAAAAAGUUUGUAAUUUGAAAAUUCAUGACAAGUUAAGAAAAGAAUUUUGUAAAUGUUGAAACAAAUCUUGUUUACAAGUUAUUUUAUAAUUUUUUAUUACAUGGUUGAAAAUCUAUUUCAGAAUUGUUAGUCAGAAAAAAAGUUGAUGUACAUUGUACAUGGAUCAUUUGGUUUCUUCAAAUUUAUCGUUCAACACAUUAUAACCCAACAGAUCCAUAUAAAGUAUGCCUGUCAGAUGACAUUGUGUUCUCUUUAUAAUUUUGAUAGGGUUAUUUUAAACCCCACACCAAAAAUAAUGUUCUCAAACGAAUAUUUGAACAAAAUCUAACAAACCAUUCAUAAUGUAGGCAUGGAUUGUUCAUGUUGUUCCACAGUUGCUGUAAAUUGAAGGCUUAUUUUAUUUUAACUAAAACUUGAAGUUGUGAUUUCAGAAUUCUAGCUGAACAGAUCUUGUAGUAAUAAAGAAGAAGAUAUGGUAAUCGUUUUUUUUUUUUUUUUCUUCUGUUGAGAAUUUUGGGAUUGCGUGCUAGAAAAUGUGCCAAAAGAAUAAACUUUUUUUGUUUUCCAUUAAUUUUUUUUUUUCAAACUGGAAACUAAAAACUCUGACUUGCUACAGCAAGAUUAUGCUCUCUCUGUUUUUGCAUCAUGCAGGGCAAAUCGACUUGGCCACUAUGUAUGUGUGAUGAUCAUGACACAUUAUACACACUUCUGGAUUAUUUAUCUACUAAGAUUCAGACCGCCCACUGUGAGUCGAGUGUGAAGCUCAGGCAUGUAAAUUCUGUUAAACCUCUGCGCUUAUUUAGAAGGAAUAAACAAUUUUCGGCCUAAGAUUUAGGGGUCCAGUAGCGGACUCUGGAAAGCUGUAUAUACUAACACAGGACUUGCCUACUGUAGACUUAUGAAAUUGUUGUGAACCGGGACACCCUAGUACUGCAUGCUUGUUUUCAAAAAGCCAUUGUCUAUGAUGAGGAUGGUGCCGUUACAAUUUUAUCUCAUUUGAUACAUGAAAAUCAUAUCUGAUGAAAAUCAUAUCUAUUAUUUUUAAACUUUGGACAAUGGUUCAUUACCUAUCUGAAUGCAAAGACAACGUAUACUCAUGUUGACCUAAAUCUACUGUUUCUCCAAUUAAUUGUGAUGUUAUUUGAAAGAUUGGUUAGAUAAUCAGUGCUCCUGGGUUAGGCUGAUCCAAUUACAAAUUAUUUUUACGGAACAGAAAUUUACAGAUUCUUAAUAAGGUGCCCUUUGCCCAAGGAGAAUAUGCACGGUGCCCUUGCCCUUUCAGAAACAACACAUACAGGCUUGCUAGUCAAACCAUGGUUUAAACAAUGUGGCGUUCGGCUAGAGUUAACUAGAUUUACUAUGGUCAAGUCUAGUUAUAAACUCUAGUCACCAAUUCUAACUUGCUGUAAAACGUCUUGGCAUUUUUAUAUCUCUUAUCGAAUGAUAAAUGUUUUGACUCAAUACUCGUAUAAAAAAAGGUUACCAUGGAACCAUCAUCAUGUUAGCUUUCAGAAAGUCUGCAUAAUGAGAAAUGAGCGUGUAUUUGAUAAUAACCAGGACUCUAUUCAGGUCAAAAUAGGGGAGUUGUUUUUCCAAUCCUUUCUUUCAUAUCAGGCUUUGUUUCCUAAUUGCUGAUAGAACUCAAGCAGAAGUGAGAAUUUUAACAAGUGCCGCGGCCAAGAUCUUGGAAAGUAGAGUGGGCAACCAAUUGGAUGCAAAAGACGGGGAAAAACAGGUGUCAAAAAGGAAACUACACUGGCGUCCCUCUAUUUAGCUGAACACUAUGGCUUAUGCCGUCAUCUUAAAAAAUCACUACAGUCUACUCUCAUUAUAACAAGAUCCCUGGGACCAGCCCAAUUACCGUGACAGGAACAUUGUGAUAAGGAACAGCAGAAUAAAGAAACAGAAAUGAGAUUCAAGACUCUCUAUAUAAGCAGAACCUUAGUAUAGCAAUUUGCUCAACGAGGUUUGAUUGUUGACUAGAGGUAUAAAGCUGUGCUUGAUGUACUUAUGGCAUGCAGUACUUGCUUUGUGAUCCAAAUUGAAAAGCUGGUCACACACACCAAAGCAUAUUAAAUUGCACUAUGUCAUUUUUGAACUGUAUGGCUCUGGUAUUAAUAGAAACUGCAUACAAUUAUUGAGUGAAAGAAAGGCAUACAGGCCGAGUCACACUGCAGCGAUAACGAGAAUGAUCGUGACACAAAGAGAACGCAUUGUAUUGGUCUCUUUGCGUCGUUAUCGUUGUCGUUAUCGCUGCGGUGGGACCGGGCCUUUACGGUUAAUAAUACAUAAUCCAGCAUAAGGUUUCUCCAGAGAGCAUUGAACAAACCAAUUAAUGAGAAAGGCCUCUCUAAUUAAAAAACUGUACUUCUUGAAGGUUUUCCUGUUUAUAUAUUAAUUAUGUCUCAAAACUACAUAAAAUCUCUGCACACAGAAUGUUUUGACGUGUCCUUGUGCUGAACAAAAUUAUGUUAACAUGCAGUUAUUUGUUACAUCGGUUUUACUCAAAUAAAGUGUGGAACAAAUUUGGUUUUCAAUUUAUUUGAAGGAUACGAUAUAGCACUGAGAAUCUCAGAAAACAAUUCAUCAGUGGUGAAGGUAGGCUACAGCUAAAGUCAGUUAUUUGAGAAGACGGGCAGAGUUUGCAAAAAUGACAUGGACCGAUAUGUUUCAAUGUGAAACUUGACUGUACCAAUCCUCAAGAGAAAUACAUACACCUGAAAUAGUGUUCAAGUCAGGGAAAAAAAUACCUUACAAAAGUUGUUAUUACAAUUGCUGCAAUCAAUUUUGCACCUGGAACACCCAGCAGGGUGGAUAUGUGCGCAUUUCAAGUCUUUAUUAUUAUUAAUUUAAAUAAGCCAGAUAUUAUUAUGCACAAAUCCCUGACAAAGCGUAAACUGCUUUUGCUCUUUUCACUUGAAGAGGGGCUCGAAGGUCAAAUGACAUUUUGUUGAUCCACUCGUUUUUCAAUAGAGCUUAAAUGAGAGUAUUUAUUAGGGGAAAAACUCUUUAAAUAUGGCCUCAUAUGAUAUAAUAAAUUUUCAGGAUUGGAAAUGGCUUACUCUACCGAAAACUAGAUUUGGGCUUCCCGUACAGGUACUUGACCUCAAUUCGUGCUUUCAUAUCAUUGUGCUUAUAUAUAUAAUACAGAAGAUAUUGAUUGGCCUUCAUUCAUGUUUCCCUUCAGAUUAUGGCGUUGUCAAAGCAUUCAGCUAUUCAAGUAUGUAAACCCAUCAGUGCUGUCGUGGUUACUCAUCAUUUUUGGGGGUUUAUUUCAAAUUAGGACUGGCAUGAGAUUGAGUUUUUGAGUAUUCACUAAUUUCCUGGUGAUGUUUUGUGCUUUGUUGUUUGUGUAAGCAUUGGUCUUGAAAGGACUAUGAGUCAGGUGAAGCUUGGUCUCGUGGCAAAGCGUGUUCCUUGAAUCCAAUGCCUAGUUUUCGUUGUACAAAAAAGAAGCCAGACUACUCGUCCUUCCAGCCUCGGUUUGGUUAUAUUGAUUUCAUUGGGAGAUAAUCAAUAUGGCUGCAACAUAAUAAAAGUUUGUUGACACUCAACGGUUAAAAGACCUGUCAAUUCAGCUCCCUUUUCGUGAAUAUAAAUUAAGAAGUUAAUGUACCAUUGUCAGAAAUAGGGAAGUGGAAGGAGGUUGCAACGACAUAAAAGUCUUGUCUACGAUAAGUCUAUUGUUAAGUAAAAUCCAUUCUAAAACAAUUUAUUUGUCAUUUUGGAGUAGGUGUUUUAGUCGAGAACUCCCCACUGUGGUCUUGGUCUCCCCUUCGAACUACAAAAUGUCAUGGUCUCGGAGGGCUGGUCUCGGUCGAACUUGUCUAAGUCUCGGUCUCGAUGGGGAGGUCUUGGGUGCGGUGGGGAGACCUACAACACUGAGGCCUCCCCCUCAAAGUGGAUUACUUAAAAUUAAUGUUUAAAAAAAGAACUGGCAAUUCAUAAAAAGGGUAUUUAUAGAGCACACAUGAAAAAGCAGUGGGGACUAAUUGCCAAAUAAUGUUUUUUUUUAUUUAUUUAUUUUUUUUUAUCAUGAAUUAGAGAUUUGUUUAUUAGGUGGAAGUGUAUUACCAGUGUGGCAUGUGUUUUAACAAUCUUUUUAAAAGUGGUUGUAUUUUUUAACUUUAGUGUUUUAAUUAAACUCUGUAACUACAGAAGUGUUUUUAAUUGACAACCUCGAUGUUAUUAAGAGUUUACACCUUGUAACAUAUUAUUGUAAAUUACCUUAAACAAAAAUUGGAUGUCACACACUGUAUAGUUUAACUGUCAACUUAACUUGGGUUCGGGACUCUAGUGAAAAGGUUUUGCAGCUGAAAGAUCCAUUCACAC
Molecule: messenger RNA, 10447 nt
Organism: Asterias rubens (European starfish)
Lineage: Eukaryota; Metazoa; Echinodermata; Asteroidea; Forcipulatida; Asteriidae
Product: CTD small phosphatase-like protein 2
Exons: 13
Coding region: 243-1730 (495 amino acids)
Molecular function (GO): phosphoprotein phosphatase activity
Source: RefSeq, a predicted model, not a curated record